UACCAAUCACUAAGCUUGUUGUGUGUCGAAGCAAAAUCCAUACAUCAUUAAAAUCUAACCCGGGGACACGAGUUUUCUCGAAAUGCCGGGGAAUAAGCCCAAAAAAGAGAAGACAGUCACGAAAAGUACGCCUAGCUCCAAAGCUAGUGCAAAAGAGAAUUCUGAAAAUGCUGAAAAUGAGAACAAGAAAAAGCCGGCAAAGAUUCAACUACCAGAACAUCCACCACCAGCACAGAUCAACAAACUGAAUUUCACUGGACCACCAACCAUAAAGAAGGACAAAAGACAAAACUCAUCAAGAUUUAAUGUCACAAAAAACAGAGAAUUGCAAAAACUACCAUUGCUGAAAGAUUCAACACCAGCAGAAAGAGAAGAUUUAUUCAUUCAGAAAAUCCGGCAAUGUUGUGUUCUAUUUGACUUUGUAAUAGACCCUCUUAGUGAUUUAAAAUGGAAAGAAGUGAAGAGGGCAGCACUGAAUGAAAUGGUGGAGUUCGUAUCGCACAAUAGAGGUGUCAUCACAGAACCUAUCUAUCCUGAAGCUAUACAUAUGUUUAGUGUAAAUUUAUUCAGAACAUUACCUCCCUCAUCAAAUCCCCAUGGUGCAGAGUUUGACCCAGAAGAAGAUGAACCUGCAUUAGAGGCAUCAUGGCCACAUUUACAGCUUGUGUAUGAAUUUUUUCUGCGGUUUUUAGAGUCUCCGGACUUUCAGCCAAAUACAGGGAAGAAAUAUAUUGAUCAAAGAUUUGUGUUGCAACUUUUAGAAUUAUUUGACUUUGAAGAUCCACGAGAAAGAGAUUUUUUAAAGACACUUUUACAUAGGAUAUAUGGGAAAUUUUUAGGGUUAAGAGCAUAUAUACGUAAACAAAUCAACAAUAUAUUUUACAGCUUUAUAUAUGAAACAGAACAUCACAAUGGUAUUGCAGAAUUGUUAGAAAUCUUAGGAAGUAUUAUUAAUGGUUUUGCCCUACCAUUAAAAGAAGAGCACAAAGUAUUUUUGUUAAAAGUGUUAUUGCCUUUACAUAAAGUGAAGUCUUUAAGUGUGUACCACCCACAACUGGCGUACUGUGUUGUUCAGUUUCUGGAGAAAGAUCCAAGUUUAACAGAACCUGUAAUAAUGGGACUGCUUAAAUUUUGGCCGAAAGUACAUAGCCCAAAGGAGGUUAUGUAUUUGAAUGAAUUAGAAGAAAUAUUGGAUGUGAUAGAACCUGCAGAGUUCACUAAAGUAAUGGUGCCACUGUUUAAACAGCUUGCCAAAUGUGUCUCCAGUCCACAUUUUCAGGUGGCAGAAAGAGCACUAUACUUUUGGAAUAAUGAGUACAUAUUGAGUUUGAUCAGUGAUAAUGCCUCGACUAUACUACCAGUAGUGUUCCCAGCUUUGUAUAAGAGCAAGGAACAUUGGAAUAAGACAAUCCAUGGCCUAAUUUACAAUGCAUUAAAGUUAUUUAUGGAAAUGAAUCAGAAACUGUUCGAUGAUUGUACACAGCAGUAUAAAGCCGAAAGACAAAAAGAAAAGGAAAGAUUGAAAAAUCGAGAUGAUGCUUGGACAAAGGUUAACAAUUUGGCAAUUGGAAAUCCGCAAUAUAAAGAAGUUGCAACUAAGUAUAUGGAGAAUGGUGAGAAAACAAGAAAUCCUGGAACACCUAAUUUAGAGGAGGACACAGAUAUUAACAUGAAAGAAUUAGAAAAAGAAGCCAAUGAGAUUUCAAAAACUGCUGAAUUACGACAGCUCUAUCAGGAACAGAUAACGAAGAAAAAAGGCAAGGGAGACAAGCCAUUGUUGCGGCGAAAAUCAGAACUACCACAUGACAUAACUAUGAUAAAAGCGUUAGAUAGUCACAAAAGACAUGAUGAAUAUCUCCCAACAAAUUCAGAGGGCAAUUCAGCUACAACUACCUGAGACCAAAAAGUGAUUUAUUUAAAGAUCAUGGACCAUUUAUUGUCGUAAUGUUGGGACAUUCAAUCUCUUUAUCUGGUGUCUGCAAGUUUAUUGUGUAGUAGAGAUGAUAAAAAAAUAAGUGAAUGAAUGAAAGUGUGAAUAACUGCUGUAAAUUUUUAUAUUGUAUAUAAUCGAAGAGUAAAAGUGAAGAUUUUAUGGAAUAUGUCAUCCUGUAUGAAGUGAGGUCAGUGUACAUUUAUGUGCGGGUCAAGAUUUUGUAUAAUUGCAAUUCUGUGAUAAAUAGUCCAUUAAAUUAACUUGCAGCACCCUGUGAUACUCCACCCACUUUGCCUUAAAAGGAAUGGGAGGAGUCACAAAUUGAAAUGCCUGAUAGAUUUAUGUACAUUUUGAUUUUGUCAUAGAUGUACCUCAGGUUAAUAUCAUGCAAAUCGAGUUCAGACAGUUAAUGCUUUUACCACAACAGAUUUUGUACUGGAUAGAUGUGUGUGUUUUACAAAUCUUUGAUGAUUGCGUACCUAAAUAGUUAAACAGCGUAUAUGUAAGGCUUUUAUUAUGUAGAUCAUCUCCAUAUAUCCUACCGGUGUUGUUGAUUAAUUUGUCAGUAAAAAAGGUCUUAUCAAUAAAAUAUUGCCAAAGUUAGAUGAUCAUAACAUUUAAAUAAUCAUCACAACAUGUAUUUGCAAGUGUUAAAUUGAGGUCACAUAUCAAUAAGAUUAUAUCCAAUGGACAAACCUGUGUAUGGUAAAGAUGUAAAUACUCUUUUCAUUAGAACAAUCUGUUUAAAUGAUAUACUGUAUAGCGCUUUCCCUUUGAUAAAAAAAGACAUGACUUGACCAACAAUCAUUGAAAUCUUUAAUAAAUCAUUAUCUGUGGAGCCAGAUCAAGUAACACAUUAUACAUACAGUGCAUACAGUAUUAUUGUACACAGCAUGUAUAUCCCACAACUGCUUUUAUAGUCUAGUCAUAAAUACAAUUAAAUGCAGUAUUUAAUCCAAUUCUGACCUGACAAGUAUUAAUUUGCCUUACUAAAUAUAUGUAUCAAUAUAUAUGUGUUUGCAUUAACUGUGAUUGGCUGUUGGCAGUGUAAUAUUUGUGUUUAUUGUUAAAAGUAGAUGAUAACGGGACAAUGAUACAUGUAUUGCGGAUUGGACAAAAUUCGUAUUCGUAACAUUCUUGAAAAAAAGUGCUAUUUUUGUUAGCUAUUUGCUGUUGUUAAUUUAUUGUCAAAAAUUGUUCAUACCAAAAAAAAAAGAAAUUAAUUUUGUUUGUGAUUUCUGGUAAUUGUGGUGACACUUUUGUAAACCAAACACUCAAAUAGAAUUAUAAUCAUAAGUCCUUUUACUUCUGCAAAUACAUGAAAAAGUGAGGACAAAGUGGGAACGAUUGUUUAAUUUUUUCCUUUCAAGAACUUCAGAAAUCAAAGCCAAUGAACGAAUAAAAAUUUACCGAAAGUUAUUACUUUUUCAUAAGGAAAUAAGAAAGAAAGUGUAUGUCAGAUAUUUUAAGAAAGAUUUCUGUAAAAUUAUAGAUGCAUUUUAGCAUUGUUAGUUACUUCAUACACCUGCUCAUUCUUGAUCAGUAAUAUGUAAAUUUUAUGUGCAUGGUCAUAAGGUCAUUAAAUGAUGUGUUCACUUACUAUUGUACACAAAGUUAUCUUUUCUCUAAUGUUUAUGAUAGAUGGAAAAAUAUCAGACAUGUAGUAAAAUGAAGCUCUAUGAGUACCGUAGAUAUUUAUUUUGAACUACAACAGCUUUGCUCAUAGAACAUAGAAUGUUUUGUAACUUUAUUCUUUGUCCUUAAAUUUCUGUUAAAAGACACAAAAUUUAAAAUGUUCAAAUAAUUAAAGAUCCAUUUCCUCAAUCAGAUUUAUUUACAUUAAUUAAAUGAAAAAUUAAUUCCCUUCUAUUUCAUUUUUUUCAAGAUAUUCUUGACUGUACAUUAUUUUCAUUGUUUGUUAGAAUGAGGACUGAGCGAUAGUUACAAUAAGUAUAAUUAGUUAUGAGUGAGUUUGUUAACUAACUGUUGUUAUGUUUGUUAAGUAGUCUUCUUGUUAUUUUAAGAUGGGAUCAACACACAUUUUUGCAAUAUUUUUUUUUUUUAAUUUCUCAUUUUCAUUUUACUAAACAUAUGCAAUCUCUCUUAAUAUUAUAAAAGGACCUCAAUUUUGUUAAACUGAUCAUAUAUUGAUUGUAUCAAAUGACUUUCUCCCAAACAUUUUUAUAUAUGCAUUUAAAAUAAUGACGAGAACUUCACAAUUCCAUAUAAGAACAGAACACAUAUUGGUACUUAAUAUAUUUGACUCACAAAGAAACGACAAAGUUAAGGCCUAAUUCUUAUUAAUAUUAAUCAUUGUUAUUAGGACUUUUGGAAGGAGAAGUGAUAGGAUUUGUUUUUCAUUAAAUGGAAGUUGAACAAUAUUGUAUUAAAUGAUUUUUAUUAAAGGAUGGUGGUGGAUUUUAAGAGCUGUGUUAACAUUUUUAAAAAUCUUCUAAAAUCAAUUUGUUCCAGUAUCCCAUUGUAUUUUUUAAUAGGUUUUAAUUUUGGAAAACUUAUAAUCAGCCAUGGGUAGACAUUAACUACUUAGUUUGAUAAGUAUAUACAACUUUAAACUGAAAUCCUUGUUAAUGUUUUGAACAUAAUUUUUUUCUCCAGAGGAUGGUCAUAUUUAAGAUUAUUUUAUUAAUAAUAAGUUACCAAAAUUUACAUUCCAUUAUUUAACUAUAGCAUUACCAUUACCAAUGAUUGACAUGCCAAGUUUAUAAUGUGCCAGUGCAUUGCCAUAUGUCUGUUGUUAAAUAUUCUAAGUGAUAAAAGGAAGCAAAAUACAAAUUUCAAGUGAACCAAAUCUAUUUUUCAUGUAUGCCAAAAAAAAAUAAUUCUUUUAUGAGAUAUAUUUAGUAAAAAUUUCCAAACUUCCCUUAAUAAUGUAUGAAAUCUGGUUAAUUUUUCGUAGAUUCCAUAGAGCAUAAAUAAAACAAAAAACUCUAUGAACAGAUGAUUCCAUUUAAACAUUAACAAUCUUUCAAAAAAAGAAAGGAACAGUCUUUACUGAAUGCAGUAGGCUGUUGUUCUUAUAUCCUGAUACAUUAACAUUUAACUAGGUUAAUACAUGUACAUAUCAGAUAUAUAGGCCAAAGUUUGACUAAAUUUCAAACAUUUCAGUAAGAUUUGACACAGUAACAGAAUGGUUAUUUCCCUAUACAAGUAUCAAGAUGUUAGAUGCAUCUUAUAUAAACAAUCCACAGUACUUUACACAGAGAAGAAGUAAACUUAUCAUGCUAAUCAAGUUUUAUCAAGAAAAGUUUCCAAUAAUCCUGAAAAUGGUCAUGAAAUCUGUUUGCAAAGGGAAGAAUUAUUUGUUUAUUCUUUUAUAUGUCAAGCAAUUGCAAAAUUUCAUUUUGAAAAUAUGUAAACAGUUUUAAAAUUUAUUUUGCAUUUAAAUGGCAAAAAUAGACACCAACUAAAAUAGGGUACCAUUCAUUAAGUGAGGGUAGAAUUUUCGUAUUUUUUUUAAUCUAGCAAUUACUUCACUAAUCCCUGAUGUGACUUAACUUUAUGCUUUCAUUCACCAUUGAAAUUUUUAUGUUAUUGUAAUUAUUAAACAGAAAAUCAUAAAAUGUCAAAUUUAUUUGUGUACUAAAGUGGAACAUUUUCUUAUUCAAACAUGAAAUGUAACAGUAACUUGUUAAAAUUUUAAUAAUGACUUGUUUUAAUUUAAUCGUGCUGUCUAGGUUAUAAUUCUUUUAGAUGCAUUUGAGUAACUAAUAGAAUGAGAUGCACUAUUUUCAGGUAAAUAUGCAUGAUGUACUAGGUCUUUGUUUGUGGUCAGGAAUUGUCAAGAGUGAUAUUUUUUUCUUAAAACUGUCAUUAAAAUGAAAAAAAUGAA
Mytilus trossulus (common blue mussel) is the source of this 5783-nucleotide messenger RNA. RefSeq names its product serine/threonine-protein phosphatase 2A 56 kDa regulatory subunit gamma isoform-like. Gene Ontology annotation, molecular function: protein phosphatase activator activity. The transcript has 18 exons. Gene Ontology annotation, biological process: signal transduction; protein dephosphorylation. Bases 83 to 1897 code for a protein of 604 amino acids. Gene Ontology annotation, cellular component: cytosol; nucleus; protein phosphatase type 2A complex. NCBI's taxonomy places the organism in Eukaryota, Metazoa, Mollusca, Bivalvia, Mytilida, Mytilidae. The record is from RefSeq and is a predicted model, not a curated record.